Messenger RNA from Fusarium sp. VM40, 1707 nucleotides. The record is from the annotation of a GenBank genome assembly. NCBI's taxonomy places the organism in Eukaryota, Fungi, Ascomycota, Sordariomycetes, Hypocreales, Nectriaceae.
AUGAAGGAGUUAAUACGUGAUACUAUCUUCAGCCACACCCUCCGGCUUAUGACUGGGGGAAAGGUGUUCAAAUAUCCCGAAGAAGAGGACUCGUCUCUAUGGAAGAAAUACGUGCACAAUGAGAAAUCAGCGAAUAUGGCCAAAUAUGGUCAGGUUCAGCCUCCCGAGGAUAGUGAGCAGCAGGCUCGUGAACCGCAAACUCGAUCAUCUUCGUCUUCAACGGUUGUGCCUUCGAGGCGCACUCAGGGUGUCAAUGGGGCUAGCGGCCAUCCAAUUGACAAGGAGAAAGGCAAGGAUGUGUAUGUUGUGGACUGGUAUGGUCCAGAUGACCCUGAAAACCCUCGGAACUGGUCUCGCACCAAACGCUUCUUCGUCACCUUCGAAAUCUGCCUCCUUACCUUCUCGGUAUACAUCGGCUCAGCCAUCUACUCCGCCGGUCUCCAAGACGUGAUGCGAGAGUUUGGUGUAUCGCAAGUCGCUGCUACAGUUGGCCUGACUGUGUUCGUCGCGGGCUACGGUCUUGGUCCCAUGGUGUGGUCUCCUCUCUCUGAGGUUCCACAGAUUGGCCGCAACCCGGUUUAUAUCAUCACACUAGCUCUAUUCGUCGUCCUUCAAGUUCCCACUGCACUCGCGACCAACUUCAGUAUGCUUCUCGCCUUCCGAUUCAUCACCGGCUUUGUCGGGUCUCCCUCGCUGGCUACAGGCGGAGCUUCAAUUGGCGAUAUGUACAGACCAUCGAAGCGAACCUAUGGACUCGCAAUCUGGGGAGUUGGGAAUAUCUGCGGUCCCACCCUAGGUCCUCUGGUAGGAGGAUUCGCAGCUGAAGCUAAGGGUUGGAGAUGGACCAUCUGGGAGCUCAUGUGGCUAUCUGGCUUUUCUCUCAUUCUCUUUAUUUUCCUCCUUCCCGAAACAUCAGCAGCCAAUAUCCUUUACCGUCGCAGCCGUCGGCUGAGAAAGUUGACUGGUAACGACAAACUGGUCUGUGAGGCUGAGCUAGCCACCCAGGAUAUGUCGAUGAAGGACAUGGCGCUCAUGACUCUAGUACGACCAUUUCAAUUGAGCCUAGGCGAGCCCAUUGUCUUUCUUCUCAACCUCUACAUCGCCCUCAUCUAUGGUCUGCUGUACAUCUGGUUCGAGUCUUUCCCCAUCGUCUUUGGAGAAAUCUACGGCUUCUCUCUGGGUAUUCAAGGUCUUGCUUACCUGGGAAUCUUGUGUGGCGUCUUUGUCGUUCUGCCACCAUUUGUCUGGUACCAGCACAAGUACAUCGAGCCAAAGUUCAAUGGUGAUGGCGAGCUUAAACCUGAAUGGCGAUUACCGCCGUCCUUUGUCGGCGCUUUUUGCAUUCCUAUUUGCUUGUUCUGGUUUGGUUGGGCGUCUCGGGUAGAUGUUCAUUGGAUCGUUCCGAUCAUUGGAACAUCGUGGUUUACCAUCGGUGCCUUCCUUCUAUUUAAUUCGGUCUUGAACUACUUGAGUGAUGCGUAUCCCGAGUAUGCAGCUUCCGUGCUUGCUGGUAACGAUUUCUUCAGAAGCUCCUUUGGUGCUGGUUUUCCCUUGUUUGCGACCGCGAUGUACACCAAGCUUGGCGUCAACUGGGCCAGUUCCACACUGGCAUUUAUCUCAAUCGCCUUCAUUCCUAUGCCUUUUCUUCUGUUCAAGUACGGAGAAAAGAUCAGACAUAAGAGUAAAUACGCUCGUCAUGAUCUGUAA